CCAUAAUUUAAUAUAUAUUUACUCAUAAAAUACCUUUGAAAUAUAUCAAUACUUCGAUAGCAAUCCACACUACACACGCUACCAUUACAAAGUAGUGGAUUGUUACAGUAGUGUACAAUUUGUAUAUUGUCUUUGACUACAGUAUAUUGGAUUGACUCAUGAAAUCAAUAAUACUUUGAUAUAUUUGCAGAUUUAAGAUGGGUUCCACUAAAGUAUUGAAGACAAUUUUAGAUGAAACUUCAACUUUGAAAUACUUCAUUGAGUACGAUGGUUUCUUCUCGAACCACAUGUCACAUGGAUUGAUUGCUCUUUCCAAAUUGGGAGCUUCAGAAACAAGACUUAGGCGUUUCAUAAAAGUUUAUGAGGCCAAACUGGAGUCGACCACAGGACCGACCAAUAUCUUAGCAGAUGACUCGUUCGAAGAACUCAAAGGAGAGAGAAAAUCUUAUUAUUCUAUAUUGAAGCAUUUCGAGGAUCUUGCAAAAGGGCGGACAAUAACCGAACUUUUGAAUUCUGAAUUUCCAAAGGUUGCGAAAGGUAUGGUUUGUUCAGCGAUCCAUGGCCUGAUUCAUACCGGUUACGCCGUAGCUGUCCAAAAUACAAAAUUAACUUGUGAAGGGCUAGCAUAUCUGCAUCAUUCGUUUGUACCCCUGAUUGCUGCUGACUCUAGAAUAAGAACACUGAGAAGAGACGCACCUACAUACGACAUAUUAGAGGCUAUAGGGAUUGUUGCUAAAGACGACACCUUGUUUGAGCUCAUGAAGACGGAAGUUGCAAAACCAAAGUAUACAGACAAAGUCACGAGCAACUUUCAACGCAGAGUGGCUGCGCUGUUUACAGUCGCUGCAGACACUUUACUCGACUACAUUGAUAAGAUAACACUCCCACCGACAUUCAAUCCCAACAUCCAAACCACGCAGGAGGCAGUCGGGUUAGGGAGAUGGCUCCUGGAUUGCGCCAUAACAGUGUACGUAAAGAGCGAAAACAAAAAUGACUUCUUCUUGCUCCAUGGAGUCACUGGAGCAUGGAGCUUGCUGCAAAUCCUACCAGCCCUGACUUACAAUGACGCCAUCUAUUCCAUCAGGGUUUUCAUGUGUGCUUUUGUGGCGACAUAUCUAGCACAAAUGAGAGCACCAUUGACUGUUGAUGUCAAUACAACACUAAAACCAACAGCUGAUGAUUGGGACAAGCUUAUCGAGGCCACGGUCGAUGAGGAGCGAGAUGAACAUAUUUACAAGCUUGUACAGGUGUGUCAUGGCCUAGCCUUGGAAGAUGAUGUCAAGCACACACAACAAAGCAUGUACUUCCAAGCUGCUAACAUAGCAAUAAGUAAUGCACUGUUAUUUGUCAAAUAUGAUUGAAACAUGGGGUUUGACAUAAAAUGAGUUUUCCGGUAUAUUGGAUAGGAUACGUGUGAGUGAUAUUCGAGCUUAUAGCAGGUUAUACAUUAUGAUAAACCAUGACAUCUCAUUUCUUCUCAGUCCUGAGAUGUUUCAGGUUAAACAGAAAGAUGCUAUGAGUAUCAGAAUUAAU
This is a messenger RNA of Owenia fusiformis, 1533 nucleotides long. NCBI's taxonomy places the organism in Eukaryota, Metazoa, Annelida, Polychaeta, Sabellida, Oweniidae. The record is from the annotation of a GenBank genome assembly.